Molecule: messenger RNA, 2433 nt
Organism: Cryptomeria japonica (Japanese cedar)
Lineage: Eukaryota; Viridiplantae; Streptophyta; Pinopsida; Cupressales; Cupressaceae
Exons: 9
Coding region: 308-2149 (613 amino acids)
Source: RefSeq, a predicted model, not a curated record
GUUUUUUUUUACAUUAAUUAUUCAGAAAAGUUUUUCUGUUAUUCUUUCUGACGGACCUACCAUUUGCGUGUGCAGGUCGUAUCUCUACAAAAUAUAAUUCUUCACGUCUGCUGCAAACGAACAUGGUUGACCAGUAAAAAGAAUACAUUUGCAACUUGGAGAUCAAGUUUCCAGCCAGAAUGAAAAAUGCUUUCUGCCAGUCGCAAUGUAAAGUUGAAUACCAGUACAAAAAAAGAGCAAAGCAGUUAGAUCACAAUCACUGCAAGAAACAAGCAUAUUCAUUGUUCAUCCAGAUUGUUUCACAAGGAUGGAGACAUCAUGUGAAAGCCGAGGAAUGUUAGAAUUCAGAAACAGUAACAAUGACAGCAUAUGCAGCUGCAGGCCAGGGCUUUUCUUCAUGGUUGAUAAAUGUGUCAGCUUCUCGCAGAUUAGUGGAAAUGCCUCUGAAAAUUCGCAUGUUUUCCUGUUAAAAAAUCUUCAAGUUCUAUCGGGCUUAUCGAAUCCCCCCUCUACGUUUAUGUGGACAACGAUGGCCAUUGUGGGACUUUGGUUGCUGUUGACAUUUCCAUUGCUGUGGUUUGAGCCGAGAAAAGGCUUCUUGUUUCGCGUCAGGGUUUCGCUCACUACAUGGGACAACCGAUUUUCCUUGCGCCAUUGGGUUGAUGAUAAGAAAUGCUCAGUGAAAAGGAGCACAGAGCUUGGUGGAAUAAUGACUGUAGCUAGUUGGAUGCUGUUUGCUGGACUUGCUUCCAGUCUAGCUUAUGAUGCUAUUUCAUCCGAUACAGUUACUAUUCAACACCUGACACCUGCAAAAAGAAAGGACAUCCAGAUGUUCAUGAAUGAUAUAGAAGUUAAUGUUACUACUGUAGGUCAGCUUGAAUGCAAUCAGAUUGUAGGAAGCAAGCUUUCUUUGAGUAGUGAUGAUGGAUACAUGAUGAAUGCAACUGCUGAGGAUUUCAGCAAGCCAUUUUGCAUGGACACUUCGAAAGGGCCACUCUUCAGAAUAUCUUGCAAGGGUUGCAUGCUUAAUAGUGAUAGGUACUUAUUUGCUUGGGACUUUCAAGAUCAACUAAAUGGAAGCCUAGUAGCUUCAGCCAUUGGGUUUGAGAUAAAUGCUACUGCAUCAACCUUUACACAACAUAAGAGUACUUUGGGAGCCAUUCUUCCUGGAAACUAUAAUGGAAUAUCUUCAUCAGCUGUAACAUUACGGGGUUCUGAGUGGAAUGUUAUAAGUUUGAAUUUUGUUCCUCGAAUUUUUAGGAGUAAAGGUGACAAAAAACUUAUGCAAAUCAUGUUUCAUAUGUUUACAUCUGGAUCGUAUUUGACUACCAUAAAUGAAAUGCAAGAUGCAUUUGCCAAGAAGCAGGGAGUAAAGGUAGCACUGCAGGUCAAUGUUCUCUCAGAUUACCUUGUGGAAACUACACGUCGCAGCUACUUUGGUGUUGUAAAAUUCUUAGGAUACCUUGGUGGUUUGUAUAUAUUUGCUCGGUUUCUCUUUCUCAUCAUCAUGAUACAGUUCGAAAGGAAUUUUCCUAAGUUGCUUAUUCAAGAGAAGCGUUUAAAUAGGCUUGUAGCAAAGGAGCGUGCAAGAGCUCAUUGGGCAAAGGUGCGAUUAUUUGUGAAGUAUGCCAGACGUUCAAGUGCAGGAAAAUACAAGAUUCCAAGGAACCAUGCAAGCAAACUGAAUUAUUUAAGGCUUUUUGCACAAUCUGGCAAAAAGUUCAAGGAUGUUUCAAGUAGAAAAUGCCUUGUUUUCAAACAGAAAUUCAGCACAAUUUUGAGCACAUGUUUUAAAGGAAGCAAAUCUAAUCACCCUGGAAAAGAGGAUUUAGUUGAAUCAAAUCAAAUUGAAGGAACAUCAGGAACACUGAGUUAUGGUGAGAACAGAGAUGCUUGCAGCCGCUAUAUCUUCUUACAAUAUAGGAAACCCAUCUGGAUACGUGAACCAGAGGCUUUACCUUGUGUUCCAGAGCCUCCAGAUUUUGUCAGCCAACUUGAUGAUGAAUGCGAAAGACAUGCUUAUCUUUGCACUGUCAAUGAAUAUUUGCGGAACAUGUAUGAUUAUGGCUCAAGAAUGAGAAGAGAUUUUCUGGCAACUAACGCAGUUUUGGAAAAAGUUUCUUGGUAUUUUGGACAACAUGCAAAUUGACAACAGUUCAGUUGAUAAUUAAUAAUUAUUGACAGUCGGCAAGAUUAUUGUCCAAGCGCAUCUCAAUUGAACACUAGAUGCAUCAUGAAUAUUCAUGUGCUAGCUAGCUGAUGUAAUAUUAGAACAUUUGAUUUCUUGCCCGAUAAAUAUCUUCCAGGUGGCACUCGCAAUAAAUGCUACUCAGGAUGCAAGUGAACUGAGGUAAAAAGGAAGUCAAAAGAAAUUUUGUUUCAAACAAAAUAAGAAAUUUCAAAAUAGUUGCAAUGAAAUUGGAAUUUAGGUUA